This is a messenger RNA of Suillus discolor, 1399 nucleotides long. RefSeq names its product protoheme IX farnesyltransferase. Bases 43 to 1359 code for a protein of 438 amino acids. Gene Ontology annotation, cellular component: membrane; mitochondrion. The transcript has 2 exons. Lineage: Eukaryota; Fungi; Basidiomycota; Agaricomycetes; Boletales; Suillaceae. The record is from RefSeq and is a predicted model, not a curated record. Gene Ontology annotation, biological process: heme biosynthetic process. Gene Ontology annotation, molecular function: protoheme IX farnesyltransferase activity.
AACUCCGCUGACUGAAACCUUGGUCUGUGCGCUGGUGCAGAAAUGAGAAAAAUACAUGCUUUCCAGUCAUGUAGCAAAAUUUUUAUUUCCCGCACGUCAAGUGCAUCACGCUCUCUCGCUAGCCAAAGGUUUAUGGCCUCCACGGCUUUCAGUAGACCGUACACCGUAUCUUCUGCGGGUCGAGAUUUUACCUCCUUCUUUUGCCACAAUCAACUGUGGUCCGCUCGCAGUGAUGGGCUAAAGCCUUCUGAUAUGACUCGCGUCCGGGGCAUUGCACAUGCAGUUGCAGAACCAGAUGCAAUUCACGUCACCCCCGCAGGCUUCAAAGAAGUUGAAGUACUCACCCCGAGACGCCUACUGAGGAUUUACGCGCAGCUUGCCAAGUCACGCCUGACUAUCUUGGUCGUAUUGACCGCAAUGUCAGGAGUAGCUCUCUCACCACUUCCUGCGACAGUCCCAAUUCUCCUCUCCACAGCUGUUGGCACGGCCCUCUGUUCAGCCUCGGCAAAUACUUUGAAUCAACUUCAAGAAAUACCUUAUGAUGCUCAAAUGGCUCGCACCCGCCAAAGACCGUUGGUUCGCAGAGCCAUUUCCCCUUUGCACGCUGCAGGAUUUGCCGCUGUGACAGGAGUAGCAGGUCCUGCAGUACUGUGGUUCAUGGCGAGCCCAAUUACAGCAUGUCUAGGCGCAGCCAACAUUGUACUUUAUGCAGCGGCAUACACUUGGUUAAAACGUAAAAGCGUCUCCAAUACCUGGGUGGGCGCAGUCGUUGGUGGUAUCCCGCCGGUCAUGGGUUGGACGGCCUGUGGUGGAAAAAUUCUCCCAUCUGCAGAUUACCCAAUUCACCUUUUCCUUCCUUCGUACUUCACAGAGGCACCACUAGACACGUCCAUGAUUGAUAACCCCCUUGGCGCGUUCGCAUUAUUCAUGCUUCUGUACAGUUGGCAAUUCCCUCAUUUCAACUCAUUGUCGCAUUUUAUUCGAGGUUCCUACGCUCAAGCAGGCUACAAGAUGCUGUGCGUGCUAAACCCACAACAGAAUGCUCUCGUGGCUCUGCGCCACUCCUUACUCCUUGUCCCUAUUUGUUCUAUCUUAUUCCCACUGUCAGGAUUGACUACGUGGGCCUUUGCUAUCACAAGCUUAGUCCCGAACGCAAUUUGCGUUCGUGGUUCUUGGGCCUGGUGGCGGCGUUGUGGAGAAAAGGAAGCAAGGAUAUCAUUUCAAAACUACCUGUGGUAUCUACCGGUGAUGCUGGCCCUGAUGAUGGUUCACAAGCAAGGGCUAGAAUGGAGACGUUGGGUAGGGAUGCAAGAUAAGGUACCGUCGGACGGAGCAGAUAUACCAAAGCCAAAAGUAUAAACUGUCCAAUUAAUCUUGACAUAUUAUGCCUAUAGCCACU